GAGCAAGAUGGCGGAUCCUGUGCAGAGUCUUGCCCAGCUAGAGAUCCUGUGCAAGCAGCUGUAUGAGACUACAGAUACCAGCACCAGGCUGCAGGCUGAAAAGGCACUCGUUGAAUUCACUAACAGCCCGGAGUGUCUAAGCAAAUGCCAACUUUUGCUUGAGAGGGGGAGUUCCUCAUACUCUCAGUUACUGGCCGCCACCUGCCUCACCAAACUGGUGUCACGAAGCACUAAUCCCCUCCCUCUUGAGCAAAGAAUUGAUAUCCGGAAUUAUGUGCUGACAUAUUUGGCCACCCGCCCAAAGCUUGCCUCCUUCGUGACACAGGCUCUGAUUCAGUUGUAUGCCCGAAUCACCAAAUUAGGCUGGUUUGACAGUCAGAAGGACGACUUUGUGUUCCGAAAUGUCAUUGGCGACGUGACGCGUUUCCUGCAGGACAGUGUGGAAUACUGUGUUAUUGGAGUCAGUUUUUUAUCCCAGUUGACAAAUGAAAUCAAUCAGGCAGAUGCCACGCACCCUUUGACGAAGCACCGCAAAAUCGCCUCAUCCUUCAGAGACUCCGCACUGUUUGAUAUCUUCACACUUUCGUGCAACCUACUCAAACAGGCCUCAGGGAAGUCUCUGCUCCUCUCAGAUGAGUCUCAGCAUGAUCUUCUCAUGCAGCUUCUCAAACUCACUCACAACUGUCUCAACUUUGACUUCAUCGGUACUUCUACAGAUGAGUCCUCAGAUGACCUCUGUACAGUGCAGAUCCCCACCAGCUGGCGCUCAGCAUUCUUGGAUUCCUCAACACUACAGCUCUUCUUUGAUCUGUAUCAUUCCAUUCCUCCCAACUUCACCCCACUGGUCCUAUCCUGUCUUGUACAAAUCGCCUCUGUGCGGCGUUCCUUAUUUAAUAAUGCAGAAAGAGCCAAGUUCCUCUCUCAUCUGGUCGAUGGAGUUAAGAGGAUAUUGGAAAAUCCUCAAAGCCUUUCUGAUCCCAAUAAUUACCACGAGUUCUGUCGGCUUUUAGCCCGCUUGAAGAGUAACUACCAGCUGGGAGAGCUUGUGAAGGUUGAGAACUAUCCUGAAGUCAUCCGGCUCAUAGCUAACUUCACUGUUACCAGCCUGCAGCACUGGGAAUUUGCCCCCAACUCUGUUCAUUACCUCCUGAGUUUGUGGCAACGUCUCGCAGCAUCCGUUCCCUACGUUAAAGCAACAGAGCCACAUCUCUUGGAGACCUACACACCGGAGGUGACAAAAUCCUAUGUGACAUCUCGACUGGAAUCUGUGCACAUAAUCCUCAGGGAUGGCCUUGAAGACCCUCUUGAGGAUGCAGGUCUAGUGCAGCAGCAGUUGGAUCAGCUGUCUACCAUUGGACGCUGUGAGUACGACAAGACCUGUGCUUUACUGGUUCAGCUAUUCGACCAAUCAGCACAGACCUAUCAAGAACUGCUGCAGAGUGGCUCUGCCCCCAGCAUGGAACUCGCCGUGCAGGAAGGUCGCCUUACAUGGUUGGUUUACAUUAUUGGGGCUGUAAUUGGAGGGCGAGUCUCCUUUGCUAGUACAGAUGAGCAGGAUGCAAUGGAUGGAGAGCUGGUUUGCCGAGUCCUUCAGUUGAUGAACCUCACAGACUCUCGCCUAGCACAGGCAGGCAAUGAAAAGCUGGAACUGUCCAUGCUUAGCUUUUUUGAGCAGUUUAGGAAAAUCUAUAUCGGUGACCAGGUGCAAAAGUCCUCCAAGCUAUAUCGUCGCCUUUCUGAUGUGCUCGGUCUUAAUGAUGAGACAAUGGUGCUGAGUAUCUUCAUUGGAAAAAUAAUCACUAAUCUGAAGUACUGGGGUCGCUGUGAGCCUAUCACAUCCAAGACGCUGCAGCUGCUGAAUGACUUAUCAAUAGGUUAUAGCAGUGUCAGAAAGCUGGUGAAACUCAGCGCUGUCCAGUUCAUGUUAAACAACCAUACGAGUGAGCACUUCUCCUUCCUGGGAAUUAACAGUCAAUCCAACAUGUCAGACAUGCGGUGCCGAACCACCUUCUAUACUGCUCUAGGGCGUCUUCUCAUGGUGGAUCUAGGCGAGGAUGAAGAGCAGUUUUCUCAGUUUAUGAUGCCUCUCACUGCUGCCUUUGAGUCGCUUGCCCAGAUGUUCAACAGCAACAAUUUUAAUGAACAAGAAGCCAAGAGGAGCCUGGUUGGGUUGGUGAGAGACCUUCGAGGUAUCGCCUUCGCAUUUAAUGCAAAGAGCAGCUUUAUGAUGCUGUUUGACUGGAUAUAUCCUGCUUACAUGCCAAUCCUGCAGCGGGCGAUAGAAUUGUGGUUCCAUGACCCAGCUUGUACCACACCCAUCCUCAAGUUAAUGGCUGAGCUGGUACACAACAGGUCUCAAAGGUUGCAGUUUGACGUUUCAUCUCCUAACGGGAUUCUUCUGUUCCGAGAGACCAGUAAAAUGAUCACAACUUAUGGUAACAGGAUCCUGACCCUAGGGGAGCUUCCAAAGGAGCAGUUGUAUGUGCUAAAGCUGAAGGGAAUCUCCAUCUGUUUCUCGGUGCUGAAAGCCGCUCUCAGCGGGAACUACGUCAAUUUCGGAGUCUUCCGCCUGUACGGGGAUGAGGCUUUGGACAAUGCCUUGCAGACUUUUGUCAAACUGCUGCUGUCCGUGCCACACAGUGACCUGCUGGAUUAUCCCAAACUGAGUCAGUCCUAUUACUCGCUCUUGGAAGUGCUCACUCAAGAUCACAUGUCUUUCAUCGCCAGCCUCGAGCCCCACGUCAUUAUGUAUAUCCUGUCCUCCAUAUCUGAGGGGCUUACAGCUUUGGACACAAUGGUGUGCACAGGCUGCUGCUCUUGUCUGGACCACAUUGUCACAUACCUCUUCAAGCAGCUGUCUCGCAGCGGUAAGAAAAGGGGAGCCCCUCCUCCGCAAGAGAGUGAGCGGUUCCUGCACAUCAUGCAGCAGCACCCUGAGAUGAUCCAGCAGAUGCUCUCCACAGUUCUAAAUAUCAUUAUAUUCGAAGACUGUCGAAAUCAGUGGUCAAUGAGCAGACCUCUUCUGGGAUUAAUUCUUUUAAAUGAGAAGUAUUUCUCAGACCUGCGGAGCAGCAUUGUAAGCAGCCAGCCCCCAGAGAAGCAGCAAGCCAUGCACCUGUGCUUUGAAAACCUAAUGGAGGGUAUUGAAGGGAACCUACUCACCAAGAACCGAGACAGGUUUACACAGAAUCUCUCUGCCUUCCGACGAGAAGUGAACGACUCUAUGAAAAACUCAUCCUGCGGCCCCAACAGUAACGAGAUGAUGAGCUGACCUCUCCAUUCACCAACCACCAUCUCCUCUCCCAGUCAUCUUCCCCUCUCUUGUAUAAAAACCCGCACAUUUUUUUUGGUAAUGUUUUGAAUUCUUUCUACGGAUGGGGAAAAUAUAUAUAAAUAUCUGACGAGUGGAUCUCCUGCUGAAACUCCUAAUUAAUGGAGGCUCGCGGGGAGUUACUGAGCGAAUGCGAGAGAGAGGAAAAACACACACUUGUUCACCAGGACUGAACUCCCUGUUGAAAAUUACAUAUAUAUAUAUAUAUAUAUAUACACAGUAUAUGUAUGUGUCAUUUUGAGUGACCAGUAAAUUGCCCCUUACAGCCCCCCAUCCCUUUUCCCUUCAGCGUGGAUGUGCGGAGGACUGGCGGAGCAUUGUGCUGUUAUGGAGUGAUGCUCUGCAGAGACUGCACUGAAAGGGUUGAAAGGUUCUGCAAGGACAUUUUGUAAUAAACAAUCCUCUUUACUGA
Xenopus laevis (African clawed frog) is the source of this 3743-nucleotide messenger RNA. RefSeq names its product exportin 7 L homeolog (gene xpo7.L). The transcript is spliced from 28 exons. The record is from RefSeq and is marked validated. Gene Ontology annotation, biological process: intracellular protein transport; protein export from nucleus; nucleocytoplasmic transport. Lineage: Eukaryota; Metazoa; Chordata; Amphibia; Anura; Pipidae. Gene Ontology annotation, cellular component: nucleus; nuclear pore; cytoplasm. Bases 8 to 3271 code for a protein of 1087 amino acids. Gene Ontology annotation, molecular function: small GTPase binding; nuclear export signal receptor activity.